AUGAAGGACUUACCGGAGACAUAUGUACUAGCGGAUGACGGUUCGUUAAGCGGGCCAGUACAGAUUCUGGUCGGAAACGAGUACUAUUGUAACAUAACCUAUGAGAAGAAAGUACAAUUGGACAGUAACCUGUUUCUGAUCGACUCUGCCCUUGGUUGGAUAAUAAGUGGUAGAACAGAAUCACAACUUAGUGACGAACCGUACGUAGUGACUUACACUCAGACUUGCAUUGAAACGAAGCUUCAUCAACCAGACCCACCUCUUUGUGAUGCUGACAUAAAGAGCCUUUGGGAACUAGAAUGUAUAGGUAUCAGUGAUUCCCCAAGAGCAACUAGAGAAGAAGAAGCGAUCAAGUAUUUCAACGAUACUACAGUUAACCUAAAUAAUCGUUACACGGUAAGCUGGCCUUGGAUAACUUAUCCACCUGACUUACCUAACAAUUUUGGAAUGGCCUUUGGUCGCUUAUCAAGCUUAUUGAAGCGUAUGGAUCAAGACACGUUACUAGCGUAUAGCGAUACUUUUAAACAACAAUUAGAUAAAGGUAUAAUAGAAAUAGUACCUACUUCAAGAAUGUCAAUGGGUAACCUCGUGCAUUACUUACCUUUCCACGGAGUACAUCAUCGAGGGAAACCUAUGAGGAUAGUUUAUGAUGCUAGCUCUAAGAGUAGCAAGGAUACGAAAAGUCUGAACGAAUGUUUGUACAGAGGACCACUCAUGUUAGAAGACCUCACUGGCUUACUUAUAAAAUUUAGAACCCAUCAAAUAGGUUUAACCUCAGAUAUUGAGAAAGCUUUUUUACAGAUGGCGUUGCAUGAAAAGGAUCGUGAUGUUACCAGAUUCUUGUGGCUCAAAGAUACCUCUAAACCGGUAUCUCAGGACAACCUACUAUACCUUAGAUUUUGUAGAGUACCAUUCGGCGUCAUUUCUUCACCGUUUUUACUUAAUGCAACUAUCAAACACCACCUGUCCAAAGCGGAAGACCAACAAGUCAAACAGAAAGCGAAUGACAUAUAUGUAGAUAACUUUGUAUCGGGUUCCAACACUACGGAUGAAGCGAUGGAGCUCUACAGAAACCUAAAAGGGUCUUUUCAAGAUAUUUCAAUGUCACUCAGGGAUUGGAGUUCGAAUUCUAAGGAAUUCAUGAAGAAGGUUUCUGAUACAUAUAAAAAAGAUAAAGUAAAGGUACUUGGGUUAGAAUGGGACAUCAAAAGGGAUACUCUUCAGUUGAAGCCUAACUUGCAAGAGGAAGCGGUAACAAAAAGAGGAGUACUGAAGACUAUCGCAUCAAUCUACGAUCCAUGUGGUUAUGCUGCACCCUAUACCCUAGCGUCUAAACUUUUUCUACAAAGACUUUGGAAGGCUGGAGUAUCAUGGGACUCACCGUUAUCAAGCGAACUAACGGAAGAAUGGAACAUAAUCCGACAGAAUUUGAAAGCCAUUGGAGAAGUGUCGGUGGACAGAUGCUACAUAAAGACACCAAUGGAAAGGAACUACCAACUACACUGUUUCACAGAUGCCUCUCUACAGGCUUAUGCAGCAUCAGUUUUUUUAGUUUGCGGUUCAAAGAGAAGUUUCAUUAUGGGAAAAUCCCGUCUGGUACCGGUAAAAGACCAGGAGAGUCUCAAGAUACCCCGUCUGGAACUUUUAGGAGUACUGAUUGGCAGUAGGCUAAUAAAGUUCGUUCUUAAGUUUCUUCAGCAGAAGAUAGUAAGGCAAGUCUUGUGGACCGACAGCCAGAUUGUUGUAGAAUGGUGCAAAUCUGAUAAACUGUUGCCACCCUUCGUUGCCAGGCGGGUAGAAGAGAUCAGAAAGAAUAAAGAUCUGGAGAUCAGAUACCUUUCAACAGACCUGAAUCCAGCAGACGUAGGCACCAGACCCACCUGUUCGAGAGAGGACAGAGAGAAAUGGCUGACUGGUCCACAAUUUAUAGUAGAAGAUCCUAAGACGUGGCCAACUACAUCUAGCAGUGGACCAACCAGUUCUCUCUUGAUUGGGGAGGGUCUUGGAAUCCAAGAAGAAGAACCGAUGGAAACAGUUGAUCCAGACAUACCCGAAGUUAGUCCGAUGGAAACGAGACAUAGUGCAACCGCAAAAGAAGUAACCGCACAAGAAAAUGAUCAGACGCCAGAUGAUAAGUUUCUAAGGUUGAAAGAAAUUCAAGCUGAAUACUUUCCUCUAGAGGUAGAAGGAAAAGUAACUAGUUUAAGUUUGAAUUUAGGCGUAUUUAAAGACAUAGAUGACUUACUAAGAUGUAAAGGUCGUAUGAAACAUGCAGACUGGUCAUUUGAUAAACGCUACCCUAUACUUAUACCGAAAAAUUCAGACUUCACCAACGAAACUAUAAUGAAGAUUCAUCGAGAAAAUAUGCAUGUUGGCGUGAGUCACACGUUAAGCAAGAUAAGGGAAACUUACUGGAUACCACAAGGAAGAAGCAAAGUUCAAAAUAUUUUGAGGAAAUGUCCUGAAUGUAAGAAACAUGACGGAGGGCCAUAUAAACUACCGGAAACUCCUGCUUUACCGAAAGAGAGGGUUAAUUAUAGUUCUCCAUUUACAUACGUUGGCACAGACUACCUGGGACCACUUCUAGUUAACAAUGGGAAUGGCAGUUGCAAAAGGUGGAUUAGCCUCUACACAUGUUUAGCUGUAAGAGCCAUUCAUCUAGAAGUUGUAAAGGACCUAACGGCGGAAGAAGGUUUAAUGGCCUUACGUAGAAUGAUCUCAACAAGAGGAGUACCUUCUUUGAUAACGUCUGAUAACGCGGCUCACUAUAAGUUACUCUCAGAGAUUCUUCAGAUCCCAUACUGCUUAGAUAAGGAGAUAAGAUGGAAAUUUAUACCACAGUUAGCACCAUGGCAUGGAGGUUUCUACGAAAGAUUGGUCGGUUUAGUUAAGAACUGUAUGAAGAAAACUUUACAGAAACAUCUAUUGAACGACAGCCAGCUCGUUACAGCGGUAAAAGAAAUUGAAGCAGUUCUGAACACAAGACCAUUAACAUACGUGGAUUCAGAGCCUGAUCAUGUACUAAAACCAUCAGACUUCCUUACCAUGGGAAAGUGUAUUACUAUGGAAACGUCGAAUAAGGAUCCUACGUCACAAGGGACGGUGACUAAAGAUAACCUAAUUAAAGGUUGGAAGAAAGCACAGAUAAUUCUACGAGAGUUUAAAGAGAUGUUUGAGAACAGGUACCUCCUAAAUUUGAGAGAAAGAUAUUCCCACCACCCUAAAGAACCUAGGGUGACUUCAAAGUUAGAACCGAAGAUAGGUCAAAUCGUGCAGAUUAAAGGUGACACGAGGAAUAGGAUCAACUGGAAAGUUGGGAAAAUAGUAUCUUUAAGGGAAAGCGCCGAUGGAUUAUGUAGGGUUGCCACGGUACGAGUAGGAGAUACCGAAUACACAAGAUCUAUCACGCAUCUCUACCCUUUAGAGAUCGAAGAGGGAGAAGAACACUGUAAACAAACAUCACCUUAUAACGAAAGCGCAGAAGAACCUCUGCAGCUUCCUGACCUUCCACCUCCAUCUUGCGGGAACGUUGACGUCCAAGACGUUGCUGAGUCUCCUUCUGAACAAAUAUUCACUCCAGUAACAGCUAGAGAUGAUCCAGAAGAAGAAGUUCUACCCUAUGCCUCGCCAGUAGAGGAAAGGAGUUCCUUCAAACAAGUAGUAGAGUCUACAUCUAGUAAGUUAAACGAGCCUAAGCCUAAGUCUAUGUCCGAACCAGAACCACUCGCAGUCGUCGACCCCGAGUAUUACGACCACACUGAUCCCGAGCUACACCACUUGGAGGAAAUUGCGCCAGAAGGACAAGAAGACGAAUCAAGACCUAAAAGAGCCGCAGCUCUUCGGGCCCUUGAAAAGAUUAAAGAAUGGACCAGCAAUCUAGUCGCUGUGCUUCUGCCUGAGGCGGGGAGUGUCGCGACAGACGCGAAUUUAUAA
Cydia strobilella is the source of this 3933-nucleotide messenger RNA. RefSeq lists its product as uncharacterized. The record is from RefSeq and is a predicted model, not a curated record. Lineage: Eukaryota; Metazoa; Arthropoda; Insecta; Lepidoptera; Tortricidae. Bases 1 to 3933 code for a protein of 1310 amino acids. Gene Ontology annotation, biological process: DNA integration. Gene Ontology annotation, molecular function: nucleic acid binding. The transcript has a single exon.